This is a messenger RNA of Erinaceus europaeus (western European hedgehog), 1269 nucleotides long. RefSeq names its product neurogranin (gene NRGN). Gene Ontology annotation, molecular function: protein binding. The coding region runs from base 173 to 409 and encodes 78 amino acids. The record is from RefSeq and is a predicted model, not a curated record. The transcript has 4 exons. Lineage: Eukaryota; Metazoa; Chordata; Mammalia; Eulipotyphla; Erinaceidae.
AUUCGCGAGCCGAGCAGAGCGCGGGAGAGAGGACCCAAGAGCAGCAGCGCGGCAGGUGCACAGGUUGGUGGGCGCCCCGCCGCCCCGAGUCCCCCUGCACCAGAGCCGGAGCCGCUCGACCCCGGCCCCGCCCUGCGCCAGCCUCCGUCCAGCCAGAGACCCCAGCCCCAGCAUGGACUGCUGCACUGAGAGCGCCUGCUCCAAGCCUGACGACGACAUCCUGGACAUCCCGCUGGACGACCCUGGGGCCAACGCAGCGGCCGCCAAAAUCCAGGCGAGUUUCCGGGGCCACAUGGCGCGGAAGAAGAUCAAGAGUGCCGAGCGCGGCCGGAAGGGUCCGGGCCCCGGAGGGGCUGGCGGGGCAGGGGGCGCCCGGGGAGGCGCGGGCGGCGGCCCAAGCGGAGACUAGGCCAGAACUGAGCAUUUUCGAAGUUUUCUAGGAGAGAUGGAUGCCGCGCCCCUUUGCAGUGACGAGACUUCCCUGCCGUGUUUGUGACACCCCCCCUUCCACCAGCCCCUCAACUUGCCCGCUUCCGGAGCCCCCCGAGCCCCGGAGACUCCCCGUCCCAGGCAGUCUCCGCCCGGUACCCUGUGAGUUCAUUCUCCGGUCGGGGACAGUUCUCGCGCGCCCUUCCUCCCCACCUUCACCCCCGGGCCCCCAAUCUUCCUUCUUUGGCUUCUCGCCCACCGCUCCCGGCACCCAGCAUGCAGCUCUGCCCCCGCAAACUCGGGGCGCUUCCCUGCGCACACUGCGGAGGGCGCCCCAAGCCUCACCCAAGUACAAUCACCGAUUUUUUUUUUUUUUUUUUUUUUGAAAAUAACGAAGUCCCUUAGUUUUGUGUACAGGUAAAGGGGGCGCCCUAGGUCUCUACUGUUCCCGCCCCGGCCCAACCCCAGAACUUUGGACCUGGGGCCAGGAGACGGGGAGAGGGUCUAAGUAAUGUCGGGUGACCCUUGCUCUGAUAGGAAAGAAAGUCCCUAUUUCACGUACCCCCCACCCCACGCCUGCCUGUGACGCGCCCUCGCUGCUCCCCAGCGCACCCGGAGAGGCGAGCGCUGCCUCUCCAGCUCUCGGCUGGUUUCUGCAAACACCCAGCGCCGGGGGGAGGCUCGGUAGGAGGAGUCCGUGGUGGCCCCGCCCCCGCCCUGCUGGCCCUGCCCUGCCGGGCUCCUGGGGCUGUGGCCGGCCGGAAGGUUUUUUAAUCUGCGUGUGUGCAUGUGAUUGUGCUGGGUUGGAAUGUGAACAAUAAAGAGGAAUGUCCAAGUGUU